AUGUUAUCCUCAAUAGCAACAGCCGUUCUAUUUACGGCUCUAGCACAGGCAGAUACCCAACAGCACAACCUCACAAUCCAAAAGAAUGCCCCAGAAAAGGCCUACCACGUCCCAGCCGACUUCUUCAGCUUCGGCUUCGAAACCGCCUUCUUUCCCCAAUUCGACACCGACUUCUCAGAAAACAUAAUCAACUCCAUCAGCUCGCGCAUGAGCAAGCCCUUAAUCAUCCGUAUCGGCGGUACAAGUGGUGACCUGGUGCAGGUCAACCUAACGCAAGAAGAACCAGCUCGCUGCGCUAGUGGACCUUCUUGUCCAUAUUCAAGUGAAGAUACCUUUGUACUUGGCCGGGGCUAUUUCGAUACCUUCAAGCGGUUCCAGAGCGCAACCAUGACCAUCCAGGCUCCUAUGAUCCCUGUUAAACCUGACAGCAAGGAUGAGGAUUGGAUUCCUAAUUCGAUGGAGUUUGUUCGGCAGGCUUAUCGUGCUCUUGGAAAAGAGCGUCUUAAUGCCAUUGCAUUAGGAAAUGAACCGGACUACUAUUCAUAUGGUGUGGAACAGUAUGUUGAUAGGGCGCUGAAGAUUGAGAAUCGGACGAUUGAGCAAUUGGGCUUGCAGGGUGAAGAUAGACGUAUCUUUGAGCUGGGUGAUAUCGGGUGGACGGUGAUCAAACAGCGCGAUGGGGACGGGGAGGACUUUGGCUUGCGGAAGGUCUUCAAGAACGAGCUCAAUGCAAAUGGAUAUGGCAAGUAUGCUGCGCAGCAUUACUACCAGGCCGAUGAAGGGGGUAAAUAUGAUUCACAGGCGCUGCAGGAUCGCCUCAUGAACCACCACGCCAUCGCGGAACGCUUCCCCAAAAUGAGAAGAGGCAUUGAAUACAUCCACAAAGCCGACAGCAAGAUUGGCUUCGUGAUCUCCGAACUCGGGUGCGCCCUAGGAGGUCCUCCGAUUAGCUUUGCCGGCGCAUUUGGUGCAGCUCUGUGGGCAGUCGACUUCCACCUGACAGCAAUGGCACGCGGCGUGAAACGCGUUUCUAACACCAUGCGCCCAGAGGCAACGCAUUCAUUCUGGAUUCCCAGUGAUACAGGCCCACAAACCAGCGGACCUUCUGUGCAGGGUGUUUUCCCUGCUGCCGCGUUUAUCACAGACUUCGUGGGGAAGGGCGACUCCCUUGGGAAGGUCAUUGAGAUUGAUGUACCCGGCACUCCGCAGUUCUUUAGUGCAUUUGCGAUGUACAAUAUUCAAUCAGGGAAGCUGGUGCGUGUUGCACUUGUCAAUCUGAAGCAGUGGGAUCAUAAUUCCAAGGAUGACCGCGGUAGUACUGAGGUUAUUCUGAAUGUUGAUGCUGGCGUCGGGUCGUUGCAUGCUCGGAGAUUGCACGCUGAGAAAGGUACUUCGGCUAUGGGCUUCGAUCUUGGUGGUCAUGAAGAUAAUGUUACUUGGGCUGGAGAGCAGUGGUCUCAUACUGUUGACGGGGGUAAAGGCCAUUUUGUUGACGGUUCUAUGGUGCAGGAGAAGGUCACUGUUGAAAACGGUCACGGGACUGUCUCGGUGCUUGAUAGUGAGGCGAUUAUUGUGUAUUUUGAUCAAGAUGUUAGCCUUUUGGAUAUUCUUCACUGA
Messenger RNA from Penicillium canescens, 1617 nucleotides. RefSeq names its product glycosyl hydrolase family 79 C-terminal domain-containing protein. The record is from RefSeq and is a predicted model, not a curated record. Lineage: Eukaryota; Fungi; Ascomycota; Eurotiomycetes; Eurotiales; Aspergillaceae. The coding region runs from base 1 to 1617 and encodes 538 amino acids. The transcript has 2 exons.